This is a messenger RNA of Chironomus riparius, 951 nucleotides long. The record is from the annotation of a GenBank genome assembly. NCBI's taxonomy places the organism in Eukaryota, Metazoa, Arthropoda, Insecta, Diptera, Chironomidae.
AUGACAAAAUAUACUCUAUUAAAUCGUAGAAUGAAUAGUGAAUAUCGAAUAAGUCAACGUAAAUUAGCAGUGAUUGUGAUAGUGACAUUUAUACUCUUCCUAUAUGCUCUAAACCGAAACUCUUCGUGUGAUAAUGACGAAUCCUUAUCUAAGGAAUCUCAACAUGAUGUUGAUAAUAAUUUGCCAAUAAUUUAUGCAGUAACACCAACUUAUUAUCGUCCUGUACAAAAGGCUGAGUUAACAAGGUUAUCGCAUUUAUUUCGUUUGGUACCAAACCUGUUUUGGGUAAUUGUUGAAGAUGCAGAAGAGACAAGUGCCUUAGUAAGAAAUUUAGUAAAUCGAGCUGGUCUAUCAAAUCGAGCCGUGCUGCUACAUGCGAAAACACCAACGGAUUUUAAACUGACUAAAAAGGAUCCUCAUUGGUCGAAACCACGCGGUGUUGAGCAACGCAAUGAGGCACUGAAAUGGAUCAGAAAGAAAGUCAAACACGAGCCAGGACAUGCUAUCGUGUAUUUCAUGGACGAUGAUAAUAGCUAUAGCGUUGAGCUGUUUGAAGAAAUGUCAAAAAUUCAAAGAUCAAGAGUUGGAGUAUGGCCAGUUGGAUUAGUAGGUGCAAUGUAUGUCGAAAAGCCAAUCGUUGAAAAUGGCAAGGUUGUUGGAUUCAACAGCAUGUGGAGACCUGAACGACCUUUCCCAAUAGAUAUGGCAGGUUUUGCAAUUAGCACUGAUUUACUCGAAUCAAAUCCGAGCGCCAUGUUUAGUUAUGAGGUGCAGAAAGGCUAUCAAGAGUCUGAAAUUUUACGACAUGUUACGACACGCGACAAAUUGCAGCCGAUUGCAUCGAAUCAAAUACUCGUCUGGCAUACAAGAACGGAGGCUUCAAAACUAGAUAAUGAAACAAAAUUGGUCAAGAAAGGUCUUCCUCAAUCUGAUAAUGAUAUGACUGUUUAA